UGUUAUUGUAAGCAUUAUAAGAAAAAAAGAACGACAAUAUACGCAAGUUCUUCAACAAACCUUAGAAUUAUUGGUGUUUUCUUCCCACACGUAGGUGGACAUGAUUGGAAUGGACCCACUCAUCAGAGCUCGGCUACGAACUAUUUAGCUCGACCCUCUCCUCCAAACAAUGCAUAAUUCAAACACAUCCAAGAAGAUGAAGCUGCAAUGGUUCCUUCUGUUCUUGAUUUCAUUUGUAGAAGCACAGAAGGAGACUUACAUAAUUCACAUGGAUCGAACCGACAUGCCACGAGCCUUCGAUGAUCAUUUCCAGUGGUAUGAUUCUUCUUUGAAGUCGGUUUCUGAUUCAGCUCAAAUGCUUUAUUCCUACAAUACAGUGGUUCAUGGCUUCUCCACGAGAUUGACUGUGGAAGAAGCUAAGUUAAUAGAAAAGCAGGAAGGGAUUCUUGCUGUUAUACCUGAAGUGAAGUAUGAGCUCCAUACGACUCGGACGCCGGAGUUUCUUGGACUUGGGAAGAGUGUUUCGUUCUUCCCAGAAUCGGAGAAGGUUGGCGGAGUGAUUGUCGGAGUUCUUGACACUGGUGUAUGGCCUGAAUUGGAGAGCUUCAAUGAUGCAGGGCUUGGACCAGUGCCGCCGAGCUGGAAAGGGGAGUGUGAAGUGGGUAAGAACUUUAACUCGUCUAAUUGUAACAGGAAAUUGAUUGGAGCUAGAUACUUUUCUAGAGGCUACGAGGCAGCAUUUGGCGCGAUUGAUGAAUCCCAGGAGUCGAAAUCACCGAGGGACGACGAUGGUCAUGGAACUCAUACUUCAACGACUGCUGCUGGAUCCCCUGCAACUGGAGCCAGCCUCUUUGGGUUUGCUGCAGGGACUGCAAGAGGAAUGGCAGCGGAAGCUCGGGUUGCAACGUAUAAGGUAUGCUGGCUUGGAGGGUGUUUUGGUUCUGAUAUUUUAGCUGCGAUCGACAAGGCUGUAGAAGAUGGUGUCGAUGUUUUGUCGUUGUCGCUUGGUGGAUCAUCCCCUGAUUACUACAGAGACAAUGUUGCCAUUGGAGCCUUCUCUGCUGCGGCUCAGGGAGUUUUUGUGUCAUGUUCUGCUGGGAAUAGCGGCCCGUCAUCUGGUAGCUUGUCGAACGUUGCGCCAUGGAUAACCACAGUCGGCGCUGGGACUCUCGACAGAGACUUCCCGACAUACGUUACUCUUGGAAAUGGGAAGAAAUUCAUCGGGGAGUCGCUUUACAGUGGAAAGCCCUUGUCGGAGUCUUUAAUACCAAUUGUAUAUGCAUCCGAAGCGAGUAAUUCAUCUAGUGGUAGCCUUUGCUUGACCAGUACUCUGAAUCCGGCGAAGGUGGCCGGA
Cucurbita pepo subsp. pepo (vegetable marrow) is the source of this 1354-nucleotide messenger RNA. NCBI's taxonomy places the organism in Eukaryota, Viridiplantae, Streptophyta, Magnoliopsida, Cucurbitales, Cucurbitaceae. The record is from RefSeq and is a predicted model, not a curated record.